This is a messenger RNA of Myotis daubentonii (Daubenton's bat), 7200 nucleotides long. RefSeq names its product phosphatidylinositol-4-phosphate 3-kinase catalytic subunit type 2 beta (gene PIK3C2B). Gene Ontology annotation, cellular component: cytoplasm; phosphatidylinositol 3-kinase complex; plasma membrane. Gene Ontology annotation, biological process: phosphatidylinositol-mediated signaling; phosphatidylinositol 3-kinase/protein kinase B signal transduction; cell migration. The record is from RefSeq and is a predicted model, not a curated record. Lineage: Eukaryota; Metazoa; Chordata; Mammalia; Chiroptera; Vespertilionidae. Gene Ontology annotation, molecular function: 1-phosphatidylinositol-4-phosphate 3-kinase activity; 1-phosphatidylinositol-3-kinase activity; phosphatidylinositol binding.
GCGAUUCGGCGAGUUGGGCGCCGGGGCCGGGGCCGAGGCUGGCGCGGCGGCCGCGCGCCUGUGCUGCCCUGUCCCGCGCCCGGGGCCGGUCUGGCCGCCUGGCGCCGCCGUGCAGUGCGCCGGGUCCCCGGGAGAUGGCCUCUCUGCCCGCGCUCGCGGCCCCCGCUAUUGUCUCCCGCGGGGUGGCCUGACUGCGGGCUGCGCACGCUCGGGGCCGAGGACUUUCUCUCCCCGGAGCAGGUCCCGGCGCCCCUUCCUGCGUCCCGACCGCUGGAGCGCGCGGAGGACUGUGCGGCCGGAGCGGGGCCGGGAGCUGCGGGGCGAGCCGCCGCCGCGGCCGGGUCUGGAGGGGAGCCCGCGGGGAGCACAGCAGCAGCAUCUGAGAGCUGUCCCCUCUGAACUGAUUGAAGAGCCCUUAUUUCUGUCUCCUCCAGCUGGUUGAUGCCUCCUUCUAUCCUCUGGGUGCCCAGACACCAUGCUGCAACCCUGCAGGCCUGACCUUGGCAGGAAGUAGAAGCCUUCCUUGUCUCCUCCGUCCCCAUCCUCACCAUGUCGUCGACUCCGGGCAAUGGGGAACACUGGGAGUCCCUCGAGUCCGUGGGCAUCAGCCGCAAAGAGCUGGCCAUGGCCGAAGCCCUGCAGAUGGAGUAUGAUGCUCUGUCCCGGCUCCGGCAUGACAAGGAGGAAAACAGAACCAAGCAGAACACAGACCCCUCUCUCAUCGACUGGGAGGAGCCAGCGCUGGACUUCUACAACAAGCCAGCAGGCAGGCAGAAGGACCUCAAGCUCUUACGCGGUCUCUCUGGCUCGGAUCCUACCCUCAAUUACAACUCACUCUCCCCACAGGAAGGGCUGCCCAACCACUCUACCUCCCAGGGCCCCCAGCCUGGCCCAGAUCCCUGGCCCAAAGGCUCCCUGGCUGGAGACUAUCUUUACAUAUUUGAUGGUUCAGAUGGGGGACUCUCUUUGUCCCCAAGACCGGGGGACACAGAUGGCUCUUCUAAGAAACUGUCCCCGCCUCCUCUGCCUCCUCGAGUCUCUAUCUGGGACACCCCUCCCCUACCUCCCAGGAAGAGGGCCCCGUCUUCCUCCAAGAUCUCCCAGCCCAAUGACAUCAACACUUUUUCUUUGGUUGAACAGCCUUCAGGCAAGUUGCUAGGGCAUCAGAUCUUAGAAGACGCAGAGCCAAGAAGUGGGGGGACAGGGCGCCGACUGGGGCCUGUGGACUACGAUGGUAUCAAUGAUGCGAUCACACGGCUCAACUUGAAGUCAACCUAUGAUGCAGAGAUGGUGCGGGAUGCCACCAGGGGCUGGAAGGAGGGCCGGGGGCCCUUGGACUUCGGCAAGGACACCCCUGGAAAACCCGUGGCCCGGAGUAAGACCAUGCCCCCCCAGGUGCCCCCCCGCACCUAUGUCUCUCGCUGUGCCAACCGGAAAAAUGCGACGCCUGGCAAGAACCACCGGAUUUCUGCUGCCUCGGUGGUCUCCCGGCCCCACGCCAUCGCCAAUGGCCAUGAGUUGUUUGAGGUGUCAGAGGAGAGAGAUGAGGAAGUUGCUGCGUUUUGCCACAUGCUGGAUGUCCUCCGAUCGGGCUCCGACGUCCAGGACUACUUCCUCACCGGUUACGUCUGGAGCGCUGUCACCCCGAGCCCUGAGCACCUUGGGGAUGAGGUCAACCUGAAGGUGACGGUGUUGUGUGACAGCCUGCGGGAGCCACUCACCUUUACCUGCAACUGUUCCUCCACUGUGGACUUGCUCAUCUACCAGACCCUGUGCUACACCCGUGACGAACUGCGGGGCGUGAAUGUGGGCGACUUUGUGCUGAAGCCCUGUGGGCUGGAGGAGUUCCUGCAGAACAAGCAGGCCCUGGGCAGCCAUGAGUACAUUCAGUACUGCCGCAAGUUUGACAUUGACAUUCGGCUACAGUUGAUGGAACAGAAAUCCAUACGCAGCGACCUGGCCCGGACGGUGAAUGAUGACCAGAGCCCCUCCACUUUGAACUACCUCAUCCAUCUGCAAGAGAGGCCCGUCAAACAGACCAUCAGCAGGCAGGCCCUGAGUCUCCUGUUUGACACUUACCACAACGAGGCGGAUGCCUUCCUGCUGGCUGACGGGGACUUCCCGCUGAAGGCUGACCGGGUGGUCCAGUCCGUCAAGGCCAUCUGCAAUGCCCUGGCUGCCGUGGAGACCCCCGAGAUCACCAGUGCCCUCAACCAGCUGCCCCCCUGCCCCUCCCGCCUGCAGCCUAAAAUUCAGAAGGACCCCACUGUCUUGGCUGCCAGGGAAAACCGAGAGAAGGUCAUGGAGGCCCUGACCGCGGCCAUCCUGGACCUGGUGGAGCUGUACUGCAACACGUUCAACGCAGACUUCCAGACGGCAGUGCACGGCAGCCACCGGCACGACCUGGUCCAGGAGGCCUGCCACUUCUCCGGGCCGCUGGCCUUCACGGUCUAUGCCACCCACCGCAUCCCCAUCACCUGGGCCGCCAGCUAUGAAGACUUCUACCUCUCCUGCUCCCUCAGCCAUGGUGGCAAGGAGCUGUGCAGCCCCCUGCAGACCCGGAAGGCUCACUUCUCCAAGUACCUCUUUCACCUCAUCAUCUGGGACCAGCGGAUCUGCUUCCCAGUGCAGGUGAACCGGCUGCCCCGGGAGACGCUGCUGUGCGCCACUCUCUAUGCUCUGCCCACCCCCCCACCGGGGAGCUCCUCCGAGGCCGGGAAGCAGCGGCGGGUGCCUGAGGCGCUGGGCUGGGUCACUACCCCUCUCUUCAACUUCAGGCAUGUCCUGACCUGUGGCCGGAAGCUCCUGGGCUUAUGGCCAGCAACGCAGGAAAACUCCAGUGCCCGUUGGAGCACUCCGAACUUCCACCAGCCCGACAGCGUCAUCCUGCAGAUCGACUUCCCCACCUCAGCCUUCGACAUCAAGUUCACCAGCCCCUCUGGAGACAAGUUCAGCCCCUGCUAUGAGUUUGGCAGCCUCCGGGAGGAAGACCAACGCGCGCUUAAAAACAUCAUGCAGAAGGAGUGCCUGUACUGGCUCGCUGAUGCUGACAAGAAGCGCCUGUGGGAGAAGCGAUAUUAUUGCCACUCGGAGGUGAGCUCACUUCCCCUGGUGCUGGCCAGCGCCCCCAGCUGGGAGUGGGCUUGCCUGCCCGACAUCUAUGCCCUCCUGAAGCAGUGGACCCACAUGAACCACCAGGAUGCCCUGGGGCUCCUCCAUGCCACCUUCCCGGACCAGGAGGUGCGGCGCAUGGCGGUGCAGUGGAUCGGCUCGCUGUCGGAUGCCGAGCUGCUCGACUACCUGCCCCAGCUUGUGCAGGCCCUGAAGUACGAGUGCUACCUGGACAGCCCCUUGGUGCGCUUCCUCCUGAAACGGGCCGUCUCUGACCUGAGGGUGACUCACUACUUCUUCUGGUUGCUGAAGGACGGCCUCAAGGACUCCCAGUUCAGCAUCCGUUACCAGUACCUGCUGGCGGCCUUGUUGUGCUGCUGCGGCAAGGGGCUGAGGGAGGAGUUUAACCGCCAGUGCUGGCUCGUCAACACCCUGGCCAAGCUGGCCCAGCAGGUCCGGGAGGCCACGCCAUCUGCACGGCAGGGGAUCCUCCGCACGGGCCUGGAAGAGGUAAAACAGUUCUUUGCCCUCAAUGGCUCCUGCCGCCUGCCCCUCAGCCCCAGUCUGCUGGUUAAGGGCAUCGUGCCCAGGGACUGUUCCUACUUCAACUCCAAUGCAGUCCCCCUCAAGCUCUCCUUCCAGAAUGUGGAUCCACUGGGGGAGAACAUCAGAGUCAUCUUCAAGUGUGGGGACGACCUUCGUCAGGACAUGCUCACCCUGCAGAUGAUCCGCAUCAUGAACAAGAUCUGGGUCCAGGAGGGGCUGGACAUGCGCAUGGUGAUUUUCCGCUGCUUCUCCACCGGAAGGGGCAAAGGGAUGGUGGAGAUGAUCCCUAAUGCCGAGACCCUGCGCAAGAUCCAGGUGGAGCACGGCGUGACCGGCUCCUUCAAGGACCGGCCUCUGGCCGACUGGCUGCAGAAGCACAACCCUGGGGAGGUCGAGUACGAGAAGGCCGUGGAGAACUUCAUCUAUUCCUGUGCUGGCUGCUGCGUGGCCACGUACGUCUUGGGCAUCUGUGACCGACACAAUGACAACAUCAUGCUGAAGACGACUGGCCACAUGUUCCACAUAGAUUUUGGCCGCUUCCUGGGCCACGCCCAGAUGUUUGGCAACAUCAAGAGGGACCGGGCCCCCUUUGUCUUCACCUCGGAUAUGGCGUAUGUCAUCAACGGGGGCGACAAGCCUUCCAGCCGCUUCCAUGACUUUGUUGACCUUUGCUGCCAAGCCUACAACUUCAUUCGAAAGCACACCCACCUCUUCCUCAACCUUCUGGGCCUGAUGUUGUCCUGUGGGAUCCCUGAGCUCUCAGACCUGGAGGACCUCAAGUAUGUGUAUGAUGCCCUGAGGCCUCAGGACACAGAGGCCAAUGCCACUACCUACUUUACUAGGUUGAUUGAAUCCAGCUUGGGCAGCGUAGCCACAAAGCUCAAUUUUUUCAUCCAUAACCUGGCUCAGAUGAAGUUCACGGGCUCAGACGACCAGCUGACCCUUUCCUUUGCCCCCCGCACGCACACGCUUCAGCGCUCUGGCCGCCUCAGUGAUGUCUUUCUCUGCCGCCAGGAGAAGGUCUUCCACCCCAACAAGACCUACAUUUAUGUGGUAAAGGUGAUGCGAGAGAAUUCUCAUGAGGCCACUUACAUCCAGCGGACGUUUGAGGAGUUCCAGGAGCUACACAAUAAGCUGCGGCUGCUCUUCCCUUCUUCUCUCUUGCCCAGCUUCCCAAGUCGCUUCCUGAUUGGCCGCCCGAGGGGAGAGGCGGGGGCCGAGCGGCGGAGGGAGGAGCUGAACGGCUACAUCUGGCAUUUGAUCCGCGCCACCCCGGAGGUGGCCGAGUGUGAUUUGGUAUAUACCUUCUUCCACCCUCUGCCCCGGGACGAGAAAGCUGCGGGCACCAGCCUGGCCCCCAAGUCCUCAGAGGGCUCUUGGGCCCAGCCGGUCGAGAAGGUGGGUGGGGAGGUGAAGCUGUCCAUUUCCUACAAAAACAAUAAACUCUUCAUCAUGGUGAUGCAUAUUCGAGGCUUGCAAGUGCUCCCGGACGGGAAUGACCCUGACCCCUAUGUGAAGAUUUACCUCCUUCCGGACCCUCAGAAAACCACUAAGAAGAAAACCAAAGUGGCCCGGAAAACGUGCAACCCCACCUACAAUGAAAUGCUGGUGUAUGACGGGAUCCCCAAGGGAGACCUGCAGCAGCGGGAGCUCCAGCUGAGUGUGCUGAGCGAGCAAGGAUUCUGGGAGAACGUCCUCCUCGGCGAGGUGCACAUCCGCCUGCGGGAGCUGGACCUGGCCCAGGAGAAGACCGGCUGGUUCGCUCUGGGAUCUCGGAGUCACGAGGCCUCCUGAGCCCAGCAGGGCCCCGGGCUGGUGGUGGAGCCGCGGGAGAGGACUCCUCCGGUGUGACCGGUCCUUUCCUUGUGCAGAGGCAGGGCCCUUGGCGGGCCUCGCUGCCGUCCAGGGGAAGGGGCUCUGUGGCCGGAGGGGGGCACGGCUGUCCCCUCCUCUGCAGAAUGAGCUUGAGUUGGUUGUGAUGAGCAGUCCCGUGGAGGCUGUGAGGUUGCAGCAAAGUUUUAAGUUUACCUUGUGUCAAGGGAGCAAAGCCUGGUUUGGGGUGAGGGGUGCGGGGUGCGGGGUGGGGGGGCUGUAGGAUGAAGUAGCGUUUUAGGGAGGCUGGGGGGAUAUCUUUAUUUUUAUUUUUAAAAAAUGAAAUAGUAACGUCGUCCUAACUGGACAGGAAGCCUUGAGAAGGGACUUGCGUAUGCCUCCCAAGUCAGAGAGAGGAAGCCCACUGGGACCUUCUGUAUGACUAAGGUUCUGAUUGGACUUCCCCCUAACUUGGUGUUUGUUUGUUUUUUGUUUCUCUCUCUAUAGGAAUCGUUUGGGGUGGGGCCCAGUGUGUCCUCGGUUAGAGCCCCGGUCCCUAAGGGCAGCCAGGGAGGGGCAGAGAGGGCUGCGGGUGCCCCGCCGAGGCCUGCGCUGCCCGGCCUUUCAGGUUUUGCCUCCAGAGGAGAGCGAUGUUAUUGAAACCUGUGUGUGCACGGAAGGCCUUUCUAUGGGGUUCCGCAAAGGACCUGCGUUCAGGGACCCGUGCUCUUCUGGGGGAGUGUUUCCUCUGGUCUUCCCCUACUCAGCCAGGUCUGGCCCUGACUGUGUAUGUCUUCUACCCCUCCACUCUCGGCCCUUGUGGGAGCCAUCAGGCCCCUGUGGUUUUGUCUCACCCGAGGGCAUCUGCGCCCUGGGAAGGGGCCUCUGGGCUGCAGACCCCAGUGUGGCUGCCUGGAGGCCUUGUCCAUAAGGCACCACUUCUUCAUGCUGCUUCUCUCUCAAACUCCGUUUCUGUCACAGUUUUUAUAAGAAUUUCCCUCAUUCUGUGGGGCCAUAAACCUAUUUAGUCUGGAGCCAAAGGGAUGCCCUAUCUGAAGGAAAGGGGUGUGGGGGCCCCAUGAAAACUUUGUUUUUUCCAGUGGUUUUCUUGGCUCUCAGAGGCUGCCCUGGACGGCGAUUGCUCCCCUGGAGCUGGGAGGCAGAGGCUGGCUCUCCUCUCUCCAUGCUCCUCACUUCCUGCCGCUUGGAUUUGAAAUUCACUCUUGCGCUUUACUCUAAAGGCUUAUCUUCCUUGAAAAAAAAAAAUGAGGGAGAGACUUUGAGGUUAAUAUGAAUGUUUUAAACUGGAAUUGGCUGGGCGGAAUUCAUGGGGGACACUUGGUGAACUGUCUGUCCCUCCUCAGCUCCCUCCCCAGCUCCAAGGAUCAGAAAUUCCCCCUUUUGGUGACUCAUUCCGUAACUGGAGAAAGAAGCUCCAUCCAUUGAAGCCAUAGGGCAGCAGGAAGUUUAAACUUUUACAUUAAAAAAUGCCAAGGAUCAAGCUGGCUGCUGUGGGGAGGGGCUAGGGAAGUGGGGAACAGGAGUGGACUUCUCCAGAUGAAUGGACCAUAGAUGCGUUACUGGCUUUUGGCCGGUAGCUCAUUUUAUUUUGACCUUCUAUUCCCCGAUUUACAGAGGUCUGUGUAUUGUACCCACUUUCCAGAUGUCCUUGUAUCUCCUACUUUCUCUGGAUUUGUAUUUUCUAAUAAAUGACACUUGAGGAAAGCAAAA